AUGCUAAUAGUAAAUAGAGUGCUAACUAAAGAUAUUAAUAUAAGGGUUAAAAUUAGCAAUAAGCCAGAAGAAAUUAAUAGACUAGAAACUUAUAAAGCUAAAUAA
Molecule: messenger RNA, 105 nt
Organism: Fusarium pseudograminearum CS3096
Lineage: Eukaryota; Fungi; Ascomycota; Sordariomycetes; Hypocreales; Nectriaceae
Exons: 6
Coding region: 1-105 (34 amino acids)
Source: RefSeq, a predicted model, not a curated record